Messenger RNA from Astyanax mexicanus (Mexican tetra), 2066 nucleotides. RefSeq names its product zinc finger protein 239. Gene Ontology annotation, molecular function: DNA-binding transcription factor activity, RNA polymerase II-specific; RNA polymerase II cis-regulatory region sequence-specific DNA binding. Gene Ontology annotation, cellular component: nucleus. The record is from RefSeq and is a predicted model, not a curated record. NCBI's taxonomy places the organism in Eukaryota, Metazoa, Chordata, Actinopteri, Characiformes, Acestrorhamphidae. The transcript is spliced from 2 exons. Gene Ontology annotation, biological process: regulation of transcription by RNA polymerase II; central nervous system development. Bases 1318 to 1932 code for a protein of 204 amino acids.
CGAUUAUGUCGACGCGUCGCCCCAGCCCUAGUUCUUGUUGUAUUGUAAAUAUAGUUUCUCCCAUUCUUUUAUAUUUAUAAUCUUAUUUUCUGUACUUGCUGUAAUUUUCGGGAAGGAGAGUAACGUAAUUUCAAUUCUCUGUAUGUCCUGUACAUAUGCAGUAUUGACAAUAAAACUACUUGACUUGACAUAAUGUAGAGUAAAGUAUGAUACAAACCAUACAUAUAAAACUAUAACUUUGAAUCAGUGUGGAAUCAAAGUAAAAUCGAUGUAAAGAAAUAAAUUAAUUGUGACAUUGGAGAUCAAUGUUUUUUCAAUGCAUUAGCAAUGUAAAAAUGAACGUUGAUUAAUUAAAGUCAUUUCGAUAUUUGCGUUAGGAGAGGGAGACCCACAAAAGGGUGCUCUCACAACUUUUUUCCUCUCUUUUUCUUUGACUGUGUUGUAAAUGUGUCUUACCUUGUUGAUAAAAAUCAUAUUUACAUUGUUUUGUUCCUAAUGUUUCCUAAUAUGUAUCUGUAAUUUCUGACACAAAUAGUAAAAAAAAGUUAAUGUAUUUUAAUUUUUUAACUUGGAUUUGUGGUCGUCCUUUUGUGGCGAUUUUUACUUUUUGAGAUUUUAACAGUAAUUCAUUUUUCAAUUUGGUAAAAUCAAAGAAACUCAUAAUUUUUAAGUGGUCUCUUAUUUUUUUUUCAGAGCUGUAUUUACCAUUGUGUGGGUAUUUAAAUUUUCCUCUAUGCACAGUACCAUGUGUUCCAGCCAGGAAUACAUUAUUAAAACUUAGUUAUAUGGUAACUGGCGCAUUCACAGUAGAGAAACUGUAUUACUGUUCAGACUGUAGGAUAUGCUUCAGGCACUCACAUACAUUUAAGAAACACGAGUGCAAUAACCCCACAACACUCUUAUUAUUGAUAGGUUUGCAAAGUCAAAGAGUUUAUGAAAGAAACUCAAAUUGCAAGAAGACUUUAGUUCGUUUUUUUUUUUAUAUCCCAGUGUGAUCACACCUCAGUCCAGUAGAUGGGGGUAAUCCACUAAAAUUGCAAGCAGCCAAAAAACAACCAGAGAAAAAGAGGAAGAAGGAGAAGAAGCUGUACAGUAGUGGAGAUUCUCUGGUUCUACAGCUGGAGUGUUUUUGGGGGGUUUGGUUCCACAUCUCUGGAGGAACAGGAUCAGCUGAUCUAUAGAAGAACCAAUGCUGUCUUGGUCCAAAUCUUCUCCUGAUCCUAGUAACGACUUUCCUACCUGAUUGAAAUUUAUCUUCACAAAAACCACAAAGUGAUGUAAUACCUCCAAUAGAUUUUUGCAACAUCUCACUGAAAAAUGAAGCCAAUCAAGGAGAAAGCUCACCUCUGUUCAGAGUGCGGGAAGAGUUUUUAUCAACUGAGCGAUCUCAAAAAACACCAGCGCAUUCACACAGGAGAGAAACCGUAUCAGUGUUCAGACUGUGGGAAAAGUUUUAAUUCACCAAGUACUCUCAUCACACACCAGCGCAUUCACACAGGAGAAAGACCCUAUCACUGCUCAGACUGUGGGAAGAGUUUUAAUCAACUGAGUGUUCUGAAAAAACACCGGCGCAUUCACACUGGAGAGAAACCAUAUCCCUGCUUAGACUGUGGAAAAUGUUUUAAUCAACUAAGUACUCUCAUCACACACCGGCGCAUUCACACAGGAGAGAAACCGUAUCCCUGUACAGAGUGUGGAAAGAGCUUUAAUCAACUGAGUCAUCUCAACACACACCUUCGCAUUCACACGGGAGAGAAACCGUUUUACUGUCCAGACUGCAGGAAGAGUUUCCCUUAUCAGAGUGAUCUCAAUGUACACCAGCGCAUUCACACUGGAGAGAAACCGUAUUACUGUUCAGAUUGUGGGAUAAGCUUCAGGCACUCGCAUACAUUAAAGAAACACAAGUGCAUUCAGAGCAGUGACAGAAAAUAAUCACACAGCACUGUUAUUAUUGAUUGCAUCUCUUGAGGAUGAUCCCCUGUGAUUGUAAUAUAGCAAAGGAGAAGCAGUUGUAUUCAUCCUUUUAUUGACAUUAUUUAAAUAAAGGUUUAAUUUAUUUGACCAAA